This is a messenger RNA of Suncus etruscus (white-toothed pygmy shrew), 750 nucleotides long. It is a transcript of the gene REP15, whose product is annotated as RAB15 effector protein. Gene Ontology annotation, biological process: receptor recycling. Lineage: Eukaryota; Metazoa; Chordata; Mammalia; Eulipotyphla; Soricidae. The record is from RefSeq and is a predicted model, not a curated record.
AUGCUGGUGGUGAGAACCAUCAAGUUAGAGCCAGAGAUCAGUGACUUCUACCCUGCUACACCUGAAGAAACAGGGUUAAGCCGCUCUCAUCGGUUGUCCCUACAAGAUCGUCAGGAAGGUGCACGCAUCUGUGAGGCAGUCAGCCGGGCCAUGGUUCAUGCAGCCCGCAAGCUGCAGGAGUAUUUGGAGUUCAAAGAUUCACUGAGCAACCUGAGCCCAGCUCCCAGCACCCUAAAUGAUAUCUUCCUCAUCCACUUCGUCCGCUUCUGCCAAAAGCAGGGCACAGAUAGGUGGUUGACCACCACCAAGAUGACCACAUAUCAGGCCUCACUUUUUGGGGCUGACUGGAUCUGGACCUUCUGGAGCAGACAGAUCCAGCUGCAACUGGCAGUACAGACCCUACGUCUGUCCUCCCUGGCCCCUGGAACCCCUGAGUCGAACUCUGGGCCCCACCACAACCAUGACCAGGAAGAUGAGGCCAUCAGGACUCGCUUCGAUCGGUUGGAGAAAUUCUGUCACAUGAUUCGCAAGGAUUGCCUGGGUCUGUUCCAUUUUGGGGCACCAGGGAAGCCAAAGGAUGUGCGAGGGGUGGUCCUGGACAGUGUGCAGGGUGAGGCACCCAAAGGAGAGGCCGUGGCAAAAUUCAUUCUGGAGACCAAGGCCAGUGUCCCCAUCCGAGAGCUGCUGGGUCACUGUCUGCAGGGCCGUGAGGAGCUGCGGGAGGUGGGUCAGACCUACAUCCAUCUCUGA